AUCAUCCCGGAAGUCUGGGCCGAGUCUGGGGCAUCACCCCAUCACAAACACAGAACAACACACGCUUUUGUUCUGAAACCUCACGUGCAAGUUCAACAUGGACUCCCCAGUGGUCAUACUCGAUAAUGGGGGCUAUACGGUCAAGGCAGGCGUCGUUGGCGUGCAUCCGGAACCAUUAAUUGUCCCGAACGCGGUCAUUCGUUCCAAAGGCGACAAGGAAACGUACGUCGGACACGAAUACGCGAGAUGCUCCGACUUUUCUUCCUUGCACUUCCGGCUACCCAUUGAGAAGGGUUUCGUCACAGACUGGGAUGCUCAGAAGGCCGUCUGGGAUGGGGUAUUUUCCAAGGAAUGUCUGAAUAUAGACACUCAGCAAUCCACCUUGCUCUUGACUGAGCCGUACUUUAACCUUCCCAAUCUGCAAAGGACCUACGAUCAAUUUAUUUUCGAAGAGUAUGAAUUCAGGUCAUACUGCAGACGGACGCCCGCCUCUCUCGUACCAUACGGCUCUCUCUUCGCUCAGCCAGGCCUUCCGCCGCCCGAAUGCUCGCUGAUCCUCGAUUGCGGAUUCAGCUUCUCGCACGCGAUUCCAGCCAUCAAUGGCCAUGUUCAAUGGAAUGCUGUCAGACGCGUCGAUGUCGGCGGCAAGCUCCUCACCAACCACCUCAAAGAGCUCGUCUCCUUCCGCCAGUGGAACAUGAUGGACCAGACGGUUGUCAUGAACCAUGUCAAGGAGACGUGCUGCUUUGUGUCGCUGGACUUUGCGCAGGAUUUGGAGAGGGCGCGUCACGACCGCAGCACCACCCUCUCCUACGUCCUCCCCGACCUCACGAAGUCGCCGCACGGGCAUGUCAAGAGCGCGAAUGACAUAAACGUCGACGGCGCGAACGACAUGGACGUGGAUGGCGCGAAUGACAUGGACGCCGACGGCGCGACUCGAAAGAACGUCGAUUCCGCGACUCGCAAAGACGUUGACGCAAGUCAGGUGCUGCUAAUGGGCAACGAACGCUUCAGCGUGCCAGAGCUGCUGUUCACGCCGAGUGAUAUAGGCCUUGAUCAAGCCGGCAUCGCGCACGCCGUCGCGUCCUCCAUCGGCGCCCUCCCGGACGACCUUCAGGGCAUGUUCUGGGCGAAUAUCGGGCUUGUGGGCGGGUGUACGAAGUUCAAAGGGUUCAGGGAGAGGUUAAUGCUCGAACUCGAACGCCUCGCGCCAACAGACUGCGAGGUCGUGAUAUAUGACUCGGAUGACCCCAUUACCGUCCCCUACCACGGCGCCCACGCCUUCGCCUCGGCGCCCGACUUUGAUUCGCACACCAUCACCCGAGCCUCGUAUUUCGAGCACGGUAGCCAGCGGCACGACGACGACUGGCGACCGCUGGAGGCGUAUGCGCAGGCCAAAGGCCGCGUCCGUCGUGACACCACAAGCGGCACACACGAGGAGGGCGAUGAUGGGGGCGAGGGAGGUGGCGGGGGUGAUGGACAGAAGGAUACCGGGGACGACGAACGCACGACGGAGUCAGAGGCUAGUGAGGCUAGUUCGGAAGAGUCCGCGCCUAGGAAGAGGAGAAAGUCAUUGAGGGGUGAAGGUAGUAGAGGUGGAAGGGGCGAGGGAAGUCGGGGAGGUGGUAGGGGAAGGGGCGGUCGACGACGGCGUGGAGCUGCGGAGGGUGCAUUGGUGGCGGAGUAGGUGAUAGGCGGUACUAGACCGACAGCGAUACCUCGGGGAACAUCAAGCUCGAGCGCUCUGCA
Messenger RNA from Schizophyllum commune H4-8, 1749 nucleotides. Its product is annotated as Actin/actin-like protein. The record is from RefSeq and is a predicted model, not a curated record. The transcript has 10 exons. Gene Ontology annotation, cellular component: Swr1 complex. Lineage: Eukaryota; Fungi; Basidiomycota; Agaricomycetes; Agaricales; Schizophyllaceae. The coding region runs from base 98 to 1687 and encodes 529 amino acids. Gene Ontology annotation, molecular function: nucleosome binding.